Molecule: messenger RNA, 3142 nt
Organism: Triticum aestivum (bread wheat)
Lineage: Eukaryota; Viridiplantae; Streptophyta; Magnoliopsida; Poales; Poaceae
Product: potassium transporter 10
Exons: 9
Coding region: 382-2865 (827 amino acids)
Biological process (GO): potassium ion transmembrane transport
Cellular component (GO): membrane
Molecular function (GO): potassium ion transmembrane transporter activity
Source: RefSeq, a predicted model, not a curated record
GCCCCACUACCACCCUCGCCCCCAUAUUCUAGUCCCCCGUUGAUUCCCUGCUUCUCGUCUCCUUCCACAGUUCCGCCCUCCCCUCGCCCCGUGCUCCGCCUCCUCUGCUUGCUUGCCUGGCCCUGCCUCCGCAGGCGGCUCACGCCAAUGCUGUGCCGCCUCCCGUCGAACCUGCUCCUUUGACCUCCCGUAAAAAACCUCGAGGGCUCCAGAUAUAUCCCACCUAAUCCUCCCACCCCCAUUCCCGUCUCCUGCCGGUUUCUGCACACUCCGAGAAUUCAAGAACGUCCCGGCAGCACCAACUCCCAACUCCCCGCAAGGCAGUACAUACACUUCCGAGCGUGCACAAACAGGGCCGAUCGAGCGGUGGAGGGGGAGCGGAUGAAGAGCGCCCCUACCAUGGACCCUGAGGCCGCUGCUGCCCCGGGCACUCCGCCGGAGAGCACGGGGAGGCGGGGAGAGGGGAGGAAGCGGCUGCCGUGGCGGAUGACGCUGAGCCUGGCGUACCAGAGCCUCGGGGUGGUGUACGGCGACCUGAGCACGUCGCCGCUGUACGUGUACAAGGCGGCGUUCGCGGACGACAUCCAGCACUCGGAGACCAACGAGGAGAUCCUGGGCGUGCUCUCCUUCGUCUUCUGGACGCUCACCCUCGUGCCGCUCCUCAAGUACGUCUGCGUCGUGCUCCGCGCCGACGACAACGGCGAGGGCGGCACCUUCGCGCUCUACUCCCUCCUCUGCCGCCACGCCCGCGCCGCGCUCCUCCCGCCGGGCCGCGGCGCAGAGCCCGGGGACGAGGACCAGUUCUCCGACGCCGCCGGCGCCACCGCCAAGAAGUACCUCGAGUAUGACAAUGCCGACGCGCUGGGCGGGCGCGGUGGGGGCGCCGCCGCCAGCGUCAGGCGGGUGCUGGAGCGCCACAAGGUGCUGCAGCGGGUCCUGCUCGUGCUCGCGCUCGUCGGCACCUGCAUGGUCAUCGGCGACGGCGUCCUCACGCCGGCCAUCUCCGUUUUCUCCGCGGUAUCCGGGCUGGAGCUGUCCAUGGAGAAGGGGCAUCACAAAUAUGUGGAGUUGCCUCUUGCUUGCUUCAUACUGGUGUGCCUGUUUGCGCUGCAACACUAUGGCACGCACCGGGUGGGAUUCAUUUUCGCCCCGAUCGUGAUCGCCUGGCUUCUAUGCAUAAGCAUGAUUGGUGUUUACAACAUUGUGAAAUGGGAGCCUCAUGUGUAUCAAGCAUUAUCUCCUUAUUACAUGUACAAGUUCUUGAAGAAAACACAGAGAGGAGGCUGGAUGUCACUGGGGGGAAUACUGCUUUGUGUUACAGGAUCUGAAGCGAUGUUCGCCGAUCUGGGGCAUUUCAAUCAGUUGUCGAUACAGAUUGCUUUUACUUGCAUGGUUUACCCAUCAUUGAUCCUUGCAUACAUGGGCCAAGCUGCUUAUCUGUCUAAGCAUCAUAUCCUGGAAGGUGACUACAGGGUCGGAUUCUACGUGUCUGUGCCAGAGGUAAUUAGAUGGCCAGUUCUGGCAAUUGCCAUUCUCGCGGCAGUUGUCGGCAGCCAAGCUGUUAUCACCGGCACAUUUUCGAUGAUCAAGCAGUGCACUUCCCUAGGCUGCUUUCCCCGGGUGAAGAUCGUGCACACCUCCGCCCAAGUACACGGGCAGAUAUACAUUCCAGAGAUCAACUGGAUCCUGAUGAUACUGUGCUUAGCUGUAACCAUUGGUUUCAGAGACACAAAACACUUGGGCAAUGCAUCAGGGUUGGCUGUUAUAACCGUCAUGCUGGUCACCACAUGUCUGAUGUCGCUGGUGAUAGUCCUGUGCUGGCACAAGAGCAUAUUCCUGGCAAUCGGGUUCAUCGUGUUCUUCGGCACCAUCGAGGCGCUGUACUUCUCGGCGGCGCUCAUCAAGUUCAGGGAAGGAGCCUGGGUCCCCAUCGUCCUCGCCUUUGUCUUCAUGAUGGUAAUGUGCAUCUGGCACUAUGGCACCAUCAAGAAGUACGAGUUCGAUCUUCAGAACAAGGUCUCCAUCAACUGGCUCCUUGGCCUCAGCCCAAACCUCGGCAUCGUCCGUGUCCGCGGCAUCGGCCUCAUACACACCGAGCUCGACAGCGGCAUCCCUGCCAUCUUCUCCCAUUUUGUCACCAAUCUGCCUGCAUUCCAUCAGGUGCUCAUCUUCAUGUGCAUCAAGAACGUCCCGAUCCCGCACGUCUCGCCGAACGAGCGGUUCCUGGUCGGAAGGAUCGGGCCGAAGGAGUACAGGAUCUACCGGUGCAUCGUCCGGUACGGGUACCACGACGUGCAGAUGGACGACCAAGAGUUCGAGAAGGACCUCGUGUGCAGCGUCGCCGAGUUCAUCCGAUCAGGGGGCGGCGCCUCCAAGGCCAACGGCUUGACGCCGGGCGUGGUCGACAGGGACGAGGAGCGGAUGACGGUCGUGGCCUCCGGCAGGAUGCGCAUGCUGGAGGACGAGGGCCUUGGCGGCGCGGCGGCGUCGGAGAGCACCGUCGGGCCCUCGCGCGCCGCCAGGGGGGAGAGGGAGAUACAGUCGCCGUCGCCGUCGCCAACACCAACGCCGGCGCCGGCGACGGGCGUCCGGAAGAGGGUGAGGUUCGUGCUGCCGGCGUCGACCCCGCGGCCGAACGCCGGCGUGGAGGAGGAGCUGCGGGAGCUGACGGACGCGCGGGAGGCCGGCAUGGCCUUCAUCCUGGGCCACUGCUACGUCAAGGCCAAGACCGGGUCCAGCUUCCUCCGGCGGCUGGUGAUCAACUUCGGCUACGACUUCCUGCGGAGGAACAGCCGGGGCCCCAACUACGCCGUCACCGUCCCGCACGCCUCCACCCUCGAGGUCGGCAUGAUAUACUAUGUCUGAGCUGAUCUGAUGGAGCUCCGAAGACUAUAGGAAGAAGAUAAAGCUAGAAGAAGAUGGAAAAUGAGACGAAUUUUCAGCUGUAUAUGCUAGAUCUGGACAUGUAUGAGUUUUUGGUGUACAUGUAUGUAGCCUUGGUUUUCUUGUGCCUCUUCCUUCUUCAACCUGUAAGUAGUAGCACAAAGACGGGCGCCAUUAGAGAGGCUGCGAGGGCCAGAGAAGUUGUACUGCGGAUUGAAAAGACCAGCAGAAAUCCAGAAUCUGUGAUUUCUGUAGGCCA